Molecule: messenger RNA, 4186 nt
Organism: Xiphophorus maculatus (southern platyfish)
Lineage: Eukaryota; Metazoa; Chordata; Actinopteri; Cyprinodontiformes; Poeciliidae
Gene: cdon
Product: cell adhesion associated, oncogene regulated
Exons: 19
Coding region: 478-3795 (1105 amino acids)
Biological process (GO): nervous system development; axon guidance; cell-cell adhesion
Cellular component (GO): plasma membrane; axon
Molecular function (GO): protein binding
Source: RefSeq, a predicted model, not a curated record
UUUGACGAGCAGCCGGGUCGCUGCCAUGAUUUGCUGAGCAACUCGACACUGACUGCCCUCAAAGAUGCGUGUGUGGAAGAGGCAGCAGUAGAGACGGUUGCACUCAGAAGGUAGAAGUUAGAAGUUGCACUUAACGGGACCGGAACAAGCGGUUUCGGCCCGAAAAACUCGAGUCCAGAACCAGACUGGGGGAAGUUGGCGCACCUUGGCCGCCGAAGCCAGUCGCUGCUUUUCGGGUCUUAAAAGAAAACAAAACUUUCCACCUCCGAGAGUUUUCAUGUUCCUCCCGUCACCGCGCACUUUGAGCCCGUUUCUAAUGGAGGGCCCCGCACGGAUUUGGGAUCAGAAUAAUGCGUUUGGCCGCUGCUGAGGGACCCGACGCGUCGCAGCUUUCGCCCUCCUGGAAGAGAGGUUUUCUAAGCAGGCGAGGGCGCGCGCUCCAGGCAACACGGCCGCUGGCUGGGGUCAAAGGCCGCCAUGGACAGUGGCCUAAGGGUCCUCCUGUCCACUGUGCUGUGGCUCAGCCAGAUUAUCAGCUGCUCAACUCAGUAUCCGUCUCUCCGCUCUGAGCCAACCUCUGUGGUCCAGAGUCCAGGUUCUGCGGUCCAUCUGCAGUGCUCGGCGAGCCCUCCGUCGGCGGCGGUUUCCUGGCGCUUCCGAGGCCGUCCCCUGGACCGGGACUCGCUGCCUGGGGUGGAGCUUGGCCGCGGCUCCCUCGUCAUCUCCAGCCUCACGCCCGACCACGCCGGCGUCUAUCAGUGUGUGGCGCGCUCGGGGCGCGGGCCGGCCGUCGCCAGCCGCCUCGCCCGGGUGGCUUUAGCAGAAAUAUCAGAAUACGAAGCUGGCCGACAGCCGGCGGUGUCGGCGCAGGAAGGCAGCACGGCGGUCGUAGAGUGUCCGCUGCCGCGCAGCGCUCCGCCGGCUCGCCCCAAACUGAGAGUCAGAGGCGACUGGAUCGAAGAGUCGAGAGAUAACUAUUUAUUACUUCCAUCCGGCAACCUGCAGAUUGUCUCGGUGUCGGCCCAGCACCAGGGCAUGUAUAAGUGCGGCGCCGUGAACCCUGUUACCGGGGAAACCGUUGUUCAGUCCCAUGGCGUCAAGCUGCUAGUCAAACGAUCCUCUUCCUCCUCCUCCUCCUCGUUGGUUCGGAUAGUUUAUCCCACCGCUCCGGUGUCGGUUUCGAUGCUGCAUUCGGAGCCGCUGACGUUGGAGUGUGUCGUCUCUGGGAGUCCUGCGCCUGCAGCCGCGUGGUUUAAGGACGGUCAGGAGGUCGCAUCGGGGCCUUCGCUCCAGAGACGGAACAACAACCUGGAGUUCACGCGGCUGGCGAGGAGCGAUGAAGGGCGCUACAGCUGCAGGGUCCAGACCGAGCGGGGCACGGCGAUCGGCCCCGACUACACUGUAAACGUUCUCGAGCCCGCCUCCAUCGUCGACGGACCGGGUGACCUGCUUGUUCCUCUGGGCUCUUCUGCUCGUUUCACCUGCUCAGCGAGAGGAAACCCGUCCCCGAACGUCACCUGGCUGUUCAACGCCGAGCCCGUCGCUCCAUCUCUACGCCUACAAAUCUCCGGGUCCUCGCUCGUGGUGUCGGACGCGACGCCGCAGGACGAAGGCGUGUACCAGUGUCUGCUGGACAACGGCAUCGGCUCGGCGCAGUCGCACGGGUUCCUCACGAUACAGUCAGAUCCUCAGUUGGGAUCCACUGCCGUUCUGCUGCCCAAAGCUUCACCGUCGUUUCAUCCGAUUCAAAGCGACGAGAGCUUCCUGACCGAAGACGACGACCCGUUUAACGCGCCGGCCGACCGGAGCGGCGACCGGCCCACUCCGGAGGCGCCGAUCAUCAUCAGCCCGCCGCAGACGCACAAACCGGACGUUUACGACCUGGAGUGGAGAGCGGGCCGAGAUGGAGGCAGUCCCAUCAACGCUUACUUUGUUAAAUACCGCAAGGUUGACGACAUGGGAGCAGUGGUGGGGAGCUGGCAGACGGUCCGAGUCCCCGGCAGCGAGAAAACCCUGCGGCUGUCGGAGCUGGAGCCCUCCAGCCUCUACGAGGUUCUGAUGGUGGCUCGGAGCGCAGCGGGCGAGGGUCAGCCGGCCAUGCUCACGUUCCGCACAGGAAAAGAAAAGACCAUCUCUCCCAGUAAUAAGAAUCCUUCCAAGCCUUCCAGCAUCCCAGUUCCACCCAAGGUUCCAGAAGACAGACCCACGAAGACGAACUAUGGCGUCGUCCUCCAUGACAGACUUCCAGAAGCUCCCGACCGUCCAACCAUCUCCAUGGCAACCGACAGUUCGGUCUACGUGGCAUGGAUCCCUCGAGCCAACGGCGGCUCCCCGGUCACGGCGUUUCGAGUGGAGUACAGGCGCGGCCGCAGCGCGGAGUGGAUCGUGGCGGCGGAUAACAUCUCACCUCUGAAGCUGUCUGUGGAAAUCCGCAAUCUGGAGCCUGGGUCCACCUACAGGUUUCGGGUCCUGGCUUCGAACACGUACGGCGACAGCCUGCCCAGCACGCCCUCCAAGCCGUACCAGGUCCCCAACGCCAGCCCUCACAAGGCCGACCGGCCCGUGGCCGGACCGCACAUCCUGGCCACGGACGCCAUCAGCGACACGCAGAUCAUGCUGCGCUGGACCUAUGACCCCUCGAGUAACAACAACACUCCGAUCCAAGGCUUCUACAUCUACUACAGACCCACGGACAGCGACAAUGACAGCGACUACAAAAGAGACGUGGUGGAAGGUGUGAAAACCUGGCACAUGAUUGGCCACCUGCAGCCAGAGACGUCCUAUGACAUCAAAAUGCAAUGUUUCAAUGGCGGUGGGGAGAGCGACUACAGCAACGUGAUGAUCUGUGAGACCAGAGCUCGUCAGUCUCCAGAUUCGCCCAGUCAGCACCCCUUCACCCCGCCCGGCCCGCAUCCUCCGGACCCCCCGACGCCGCCCGGCGGUCUGCUGUACCUGAUUGUCGGCUGCGUGCUGGGAGUGAUGGUGCUCAUCCUGCUGUCCUUCAUCGCCAUGUGUCUGUGGAGGAACCGGCAGCAGAACAACAUGCACAAGUAUGACCCUCCUGGCUACCUGUACCAGCCGGCGGACCUGAACGGCCACGUGCUCGAGUACACCACGCUGACGACAGGCGGCGGGCGCGUGAAUGGAGGCGUUCACGGUGGCUACGGCGGCCAGAUGUUGCCUCAGGGCUGCCAUCACCUCCACCACAAACUCCCCAAUGGCUUGACGUUGCUCAACGGCUCUGGCGGCUUCGUGCCGCACGGCCAUGACGGCACCCUGCCUCACAGCACCCACGAGUGCGAGCACCCGCACCCCCACCACCACCUGAAUGGUGGGAGUUUGUACACGGCUCUUCCUCAGAAAGAGACGUCAGAGUGUAUGAGCUGCCAGAACCUCUGCAACAACAACAGAUGCUACAAUAAAACCAACGGCGCUGCGCCGUUAAUGCACCGCGUGACGCCGUGCCACCAGGACGGGCUGGAGAUGGUUCCGCUGGGCCAGGUUUCCCCGCAGUGCCGCGGGUCGGACCCCGACGCCGGCUUCCAGCCGCCAGACGGGAACAGAGGGUCGUCGCCUUCCCAGCAUUCCUGCUGUCUGAUCCGGAACAACGAAAACUCUCAGGGAGACAGCACCGCGGAGGACGAGCCGGAGGACAGCGUGGAGACGGAGGACCAGGUGGUGUCCUCCUGGGACGGGCUGGGCCUGCCGGACCUGGACUGCGACGAGAAGCCCGGCUGGAUCUCCAGCAGUAGCCUGGUGGGAGAGCUGAUCCCGGCCGGCCCACAGGAGGCCUGAGCCCAACCGGCGGGAACACUGGGAGGAAGACAGAGACUCUAAAUGUGACGGUGAAACGGGACUGAGACAAAAUGGACGUUAAGGAAUGAAAGACUCAGAGAUGGAAACAAAACAAAAACUAUUAAUCCCACUGGAGGGAAAACUCAUGAAACAUCAAGAACUGUUUAGAAGACUUAUUUAUUUUUUGUAGUAGUAAAAUAUUAUUUCAUAUGAAUGUAUCUGUUUAAAAGAAAAAAGUUUGUCUUUUAUAUUAUUUAUGCCUUUUGGAUGAGAAAUACUUUUUAUUUUUGUUGUUUUGUCCCUUUGUGUCCCGCUCCAAGCUGUGGAGAUUAGCGAUUGUUUGUGUAAAGUUUUGUAAUAAUAUAAAAAAAAAGAAGAUAUGGGAGACAAA